This is a messenger RNA of Oncorhynchus keta (chum salmon), 2970 nucleotides long. Its product is annotated as cyclic AMP-dependent transcription factor ATF-6 alpha-like. Gene Ontology annotation, molecular function: RNA polymerase II cis-regulatory region sequence-specific DNA binding; DNA-binding transcription factor activity, RNA polymerase II-specific. Gene Ontology annotation, cellular component: nucleus. Gene Ontology annotation, biological process: endoplasmic reticulum unfolded protein response; regulation of transcription by RNA polymerase II. The coding region runs from base 271 to 2181 and encodes 636 amino acids. The record is from RefSeq and is a predicted model, not a curated record. The transcript has 16 exons. Lineage: Eukaryota; Metazoa; Chordata; Actinopteri; Salmoniformes; Salmonidae.
CCAAUAAAGAAGAAAAUGAACUACUUUAAAAUUCAGAUAGCCCAUGUUGUCACAUAUGCUAAACUGGCAGUGAUACAAAGAUGAGUGCUAUAUCUAUCUCUAUGGUGGAAAGUCGACGCCAAACAAGGAAAUGUGACCACGUAUUCUUUGUUGUGACGAUUUUGAGAAUUCGUAACAUUAGCGAAAUGGCAGAGUUACGUUUGGAUUUAGACAGUAAUUUACAGUAUGGCCCUUUUGGCAGCGAUUUAGCGGAUAUUUGCAUUGGCCAGGAUGGUGAAUGGGGUAGACAUCAACUUGUUUGAAGAACUUGAGAACCUAAGUGAUGCAGAGGAACUCCUUCAAGAAUUCGAGUUCACACCACGUGAUGAAACAGCACUGAAAGAGGUGAAUGACAUUAAUCUGUUACAAUGGAGAUCCUUCACCAGUGGAGAUACUGACGCUUGCUGCACAGGUGUUGGAGUUCCUGGGUCCUCCCUAUCACCUGGAUCAGCACUCAGUGAUACCUCCUCACUGUCACCACUGUCUCUGAAAGAGGAUGCCGUGUCUGUGCAGCCUUUGCCGACAAUGCUCACUCCUGGAAAGAAAAUGCACAAGUGGGUCAGCCAAUCUCCCAGAGCCAAGCCUACCAAGCGACCUGCCCACCCACCCCAGAGGGUGUCAAUCCAGCCCAAACCGCCCCCCUCUGUCCCUCUAACACAGCCUGUGGCCCCUUUUCUCAAAACCAGGACCAUUGUCAUCCAGCCCGUUAGCCUACAGACUGUGGUCUCAGUGGUCAAGGCACCACCGCCUGUGACCGUCCAUGCUACUGCCCCCUCUACUGUGGUUCACACAAUGCAUCUCAAGCCGAAACAGGUGAUUGGACCCCAGAUCACUUCCCCAGCCCCUGCCUUCCUCGCUGUCACCAACCAGGUGGUCACCAUGCCAACUGUCCCCCAUGUUACCAUGGGGACCACUGCCCUCACUGGCCAUGCCCAUCCCAUGACGGUGACCUAUCACAGCACAGCAGUGAAUACUGAGGCGUGUGUGGUGCGGCGGCAGCAGAGGAUGGUGAAGAACCGUGACUCGGCCACGCUCUCCAGGCUGAGGAGGAAAGAGGCCCAGCAGGCUCUGGAGGCCCGUCUCAGGGUGGCACUGUGUGAGAACCAGAGGCUGCUCCGGGAGAACGGAUCCCUUAGGACCCAGCUGGAUGGACUUCUCACGGAGAACACUGUUCUGAAGGUGACGGCUCCAAAGAGACGGGCUGUGUGCCUUAUGGUCGUCCUGGUCUUCUUCGUGCUCAACACGGGUCCCAUAAGUGUGUGGGAGUCAGAGGCCAGCAACUCCAGCCUGUCCACUGGGAAGCCACAAAGCAGCCGACAUCUGCUCAGCUUCUCCCCCGACCAACAACAGAGGCGAGGGGAGGAGACACCAGACCCCCAGUCCCCACUGGAGCCUCUGGAUGCCCAGUACCCACAAUCCCACCAAUCCCAGGACAGGUGGGAGGAUUAUACCCCAGAGGAGAUGGCACUAGCUGUGGUCAAGAAGGAGUCUCUCCUGUUUGGGUCACCCUCCUCGCCCCCCUGCCAACCCCACUCUCCUGUCUCCAGGUCCAAGUCUCUCCGUCUGACUCAGAACUUGCGAGGCUGGGUUCAUCGACACGAAGAGGAGAGAACCAAGUCCACACGCUCUACCACUGAUCAGUCCAGACAUACAACAACAGAUCAGCACACAACCAAAACUGUCCUGAAGUCACCUGAGGAGAGACCCCAGACGAACCAGUCCAGUAACUCGGUUGUAACAGUCCGCUACUCUGAUAGGCCAGGGAGUGAGGUUCAGGUGUACUACUCACGCCAUCAAAGCUACAGGGACUUCUUUGAUGAGUUAAAUCGACGAGGCGACACAUUCUACGUGGUGUCCUUUCGCAGGGAUCACCUUCUGCUCCCUGCAACUAACCACAGCAAGGGGAGCAGGCCAAAGAUGUCCUUGGUGUUACCAGCUAUUAAUGUGAAUGACUCUGUCAUCAAGGACGACACAUUUGAGGUGAUGAUGCAGAUUGACUGUGAGGUCAUGGACACCAAGAUCCUCCACAUCAAAACCUCCAGCAUCCCAGAGAUCCUACGCGCCAACACCACUGACUUCCAAUCCACCCAUGCCAACGGAAAGGCAUCAGCAUCGGUUGGUGUUCUAUCAGACUCUGCCUGAAAUUGGCCUUACCUAAAAGGCCUGGCAAUCUAAAAACCUAUCAUUUUACCAACAUUUUGGUGUAUUUAAUAAACUGUGACAGAAAAGUAGCCUUGUCUUCCUCUUUGGAAAUGCUUAGCAUCAGAUUUCGCACAUCCUCUGUCUUCCACAUUCCAAAAGUCCCUGUGCCUCAAAUGUUACAAAUCUAUUAAGACUUCUUAAGAAGUUGUCCAGCAACUGUUUACUUCCAUAUUGCUUAGUUUAGAGCAUCUGGUUCAGGUUAAAUGGACAUAAUGACAGUGCACGCAUCUACUGUAGGUCUUUAGGUAGAAUAAAUAGUGGACUUAAAGUUGAACCCUUUGGUAACCUUCACUGUCUUGACCCUACUGCUAUAGCAUUCUUUUAGAUGAGCAAAAAUUGAACUAAAUUGAAAAUAGCUUAAUACAAAACAUGAAUUGAUUCUGGACCCUAUUGAUGGAAUUGAGCCAUGUUAACAAGAUAUAUUGCACAUAUUUAAAAGUGAAUAGACCUACCUAUCCUGUGAUAUUAUGCUUGUUGCUUUUUAAAGCCAUGUUGGUGACUGAGCAAAAUGAGACAUUCAAACAAUUAUACGCAAGACUCAUUUGUAUAUAUCAUACAAACAUCAUGUGAGAUGUGGCCAUUAUUUGCAUUAUUUGAAACGUGUCAAAUGAGGGUGUGAUAAUGACCUACUUUUGUUUGAGUCGCUUCAAGGUUUGUCAUGGUAUUUGCAGUACCUUCAAAAGGGUUUUCAGAAAUAAAACCAUGGACAGUAACAAGUCCUAGUAUUGA